This is a messenger RNA of Tuber aestivum (summer truffle), 1111 nucleotides long. NCBI's taxonomy places the organism in Eukaryota, Fungi, Ascomycota, Pezizomycetes, Pezizales, Tuberaceae. The record is from the annotation of a GenBank genome assembly.
AUGCUUACCCAGACUCCCAUCCUUCUCCUCUCGCUCUUUACACUAUUGGCGGUCGCUGCACCGCUUCCCCAGGAAGGGAAUAAGCAGUUGGGCCUUCACAACGAAUCACCAUCAUCCAGGCUUGCUCCUUCAACCGCUGCCCCGACCGCUGCUGCCGCCACGUCCACCCCAUCGACUGUGCGCGACCUCUCCGCAGCUGUGGCUGCUGAAGCACUCAAAGGGAACGCAAACCCGCCCAUCACCGGCGAGGACGGCACGGAACUCGGUAUGGCUGCCGCGAUGCAGGGCAUCGGCACCGCGACCGGGGCACUCGGUGCCCUUCCACCGGAAGGUGGUAUGGGAGGCCUGGGCGCCCGUGGUGAAUCCAACAUUCGGAACCGGAACAAGAGAACGCCACUAGCGCCCGGCUUAGACAUCAAAAGGCUCCCCCUCGUCGGGUCCCUAGGUCUCGGUGGGCGUGAUACUUCCAAGCUAGACAAGACAGAGGCACAGGUCGGUAGGGACCUUCUCAGUCUUCAAUCCCGGGAACAAAGUCAAGCGUCAAGAAGUGGACACCGAACCGCUCCUCCCCGGCGCUGAAAAGGGUGCUAUCGCUGAAGUAAAAGAAGCGAAGAAACCGAUAGACCCGGUGGACAGUAUCAAGAAGCUCGCCGCAAUCGUGGCCGACGCCCGCGGCGUCACCGCAAAGGGCAAGCGCAGAAGCUUCAGUAAAGGCAUUAUCGACUCCACAAACUCAAAAACAGACAGCCAAUUCAACUCCGCGCUCGAAGAUGCCGAACGCACGGACCACCCAGAGAAUACCUCAUUCCCGCCGGGUAUGCCGGUCAAGACACCGCAGGACGCCCUCAACAAGAGAACCGACGACCAAGAGAGGGAGAGCGAUGCUGAGCACGUGCAGGACGAUGUGCUCGAAAACACUUACCCUGCGCUGUUCCCGCUCGAGGAGGGGCAGCAGAAAACCCAUAAGACUCACGAAGAGCUCAAGCGCCAGCCAUUGGACCUCAAGGGUGCUGUCCUGGCGAAGGAUCUUAUCGAUAAUGCUUCCGGGCAAAAGAGUGUCAUGGAUUCGUUCAAAAGUCUUUCCUCGGCGGUGCAAAAUAGCAACGCGUAG